AUGGUCGCCCUUCGAACCCCCCUGUGUCUUGCUGCCUUGCUCGCCCUCGCCGCCACGGGCCACUCGAAACGGCGCUUCGUCAUCCCCGGCGCGGGCCUCCCCAGCCCGGUCGACAUCGGCCUCACGUCCAAAGAGCUCUACAGCAUGGACAUGCCCGACCUGACCGAGGGGCUCAAGAAGUCGCGUCCGAGAUGCGGCCCGUCCAACCACUCGUACGCGGAUACCCGAGACAUCCUCGCGUGCUACCACUACCUCGACCGGCUCGGCAACCGCACCUGCAAGGCCACCGAGAACAUGGCGGUGGUCCCGUUUUGCUACGCGGGAAGCGCGCAAAUCAGUGGCCAGGCUCUCGAUUCCCGGGGCAGCUUCUCGUACUGCUCCGACGUGGCUAUGGCGGUGCUGUACACGGUCAACAACUGCACUCGCGAGGAUGAAACCGCCGCCGGAUUCGAGGCUGCCAACGGCAACGGCAACCUGAUUAUUGCGUCUACAAAUAAGAAGUGGAUGGGAAGUUGA
Ustilaginoidea virens is the source of this 516-nucleotide messenger RNA. RefSeq lists its product as uncharacterized. The coding region runs from base 1 to 516 and encodes 171 amino acids. NCBI's taxonomy places the organism in Eukaryota, Fungi, Ascomycota, Sordariomycetes, Hypocreales, Clavicipitaceae. The record is from RefSeq and is a predicted model, not a curated record. The transcript is spliced from 4 exons.